CGUCUGUGAAAAAAAAAAAACUAGGUCAGAGAACACUGGGCCCCAGUUAUAUUUGGUUACAGCUCUAUAUUUCCCUGGAAAGACUCGCGCUGAUCCCAAGUAGCUCGGGGAGUGUCACGGCAAGGACACGCGCAGGCGAGACGGAGAUCAAAUCUGUACUGUGAUAUGUCUCGUCGGAAUAGGAACAGUCGUGCUUGGCGCUUUGUUUGGAGUGGUGUUCGCCGGGAUACUGAAUCCAGGGCACUUGUCCUGCCUUCAGAUGUGGAAGAAUUUGGAUAUGAACGACUGCAGUUCAGCGACUCAGAUUCUGAAACAGAAUUGCCAUCAUUAACCCCUGCUGUCCCGAGUCCAGUUCCAGUGACAGGGGAGUCCUACUGCAGCUGUGACUCCCAGGCAGAGCCAGCAUACAACUCCAAACUGAGGGGCUUCCAUCGUGUCAAAGACUGUAGCUGUGGAGAAGAUGACCAAGAGUUUGAGUGGGUGUGGGAUGAUGGAAACAAGUCGACCGCCACAUUGCUGAGCUGUGAUAACCGCAAAGUGAACUUCCACAUGGAGUACAGCUGUGGAACAGCAGCCAUCCGGGGCAACAAAGAGCUGGCUGAAGGGCAGCACUUCUGGGAGAUUAAAAUGACUUCUCCUGUGUAUGGCACUGACAUGAUGGUAGGAAUUGGAACUUCUGAUGUCAAUCUCGACAAAUACCGGCACACAUUUUGCAGCCUUCUAGGUAAAGAUGAAGACAGCUGGGGUCUCUCCUAUACAGGCUUACUGCAUCACAAGGGGGAUAAAGUGAACUUCUCUUCCAGAUUUGGCCAAGGGUCCAUUAUUGGAGUUCAUCUAGACACCUGGCAUGGAACUCUGACCUUCUUUAAGAAUCGAAAAUGCAUAGGUGUUGCUGCCACGAAGCUGCACAACAAGAAGUUUUACCCGAUGGUGUGCUCCACCGCAGCAAAGAGCAGCAUGAAGGUGAUCCGCUCCUGCUUCUCGCCAACCUCGCUGCAGUAUCUGUGCUGCGCCCGACUUCGGCAGCUCCUGCCAGAGUGUGUGGACACGCUGAGUGUCCUUCCUCUGCCCCCCGGACUCAAACAUCUGCUCCAGUAUAAGCUGGGCUGGGUGUUACGUAUGAACAGUGGAGCCAGUGAGACGAGCAAUAAGGCCUCGGCAUCCAACUCGCCUUCUGUCUCCUCCUCCUCCUCCUCGUCCUCCUCGGGAAGUGACUCUGAUGGCAGCGCUUCAGACCCAGAGGCUUGUCAAAGGAAGCGCUGCCGGUGGACUUGAGCCUGUGGGAUGUCAAGAGGAAGGUUCUGUUUAGGAGCUCGUCGACGUGCCGCUGGUCCCCACCUUCAUUUACAGACUAAGGACAAGAGCGUUAGCGAGAGUACCACCUUCACGCUGUCCGGCUUCUCUCCUACAUUUAUCUGCAGUCGGGAUGGACGAGCAGACUCGGUGUGGCGGGUCAUCGGCUCGACUUCUGGCAUAUUCCAUUGCGCUCAUCUCCUCCAUGGACUCGAGAAGCUUGCAGCCCGAAACCACCGUCUAGGAGACUCUCUGGACUGGCGUGCGGUGGGGAGGGUCUUGUGAACAAGCCCACCUCUCUCUCUCUGUCUCUCACACACGCACCCACGCACGCACAUGUUACCCUGACCAGAUCUGCGGCUCACUGCGUUCUCUUCAUGGCAGUCAGCUUUCGUUUCUCCCAAAUGACAUCUUGGGCUUCAUUUUAAGAUUUUCAGAAUUAAAAAGUCAAACGGAGAAAGAAAGAGAGAAGAAAACAAAAACACCAAACCUGGCAGAAGCGCAUGCAGCCUGGCGUUGUCUCAAGCCAGGCCACCAAGCACGCCCUCCCAUGUGCCCACCCGGACACCGCUCUGGCCGCCCGUCACUGGACCUGAUCGUUUGCAUGCUCCUGCCACAUUCAUAUGCUUCCAUUUCUGUGCUGUAAAUAGAAGAAUCUUCUCGAGUUGA
Messenger RNA from Polypterus senegalus (gray bichir), 1962 nucleotides. RefSeq names its product splA/ryanodine receptor domain and SOCS box containing 3a (gene spsb3a). NCBI's taxonomy places the organism in Eukaryota, Metazoa, Chordata, Cladistia, Polypteriformes, Polypteridae. Gene Ontology annotation, biological process: proteasome-mediated ubiquitin-dependent protein catabolic process. The transcript is spliced from 7 exons. The record is from RefSeq and is a predicted model, not a curated record. Bases 166 to 1275 code for a protein of 369 amino acids. Gene Ontology annotation, molecular function: protein binding. Gene Ontology annotation, cellular component: SCF ubiquitin ligase complex.